GAGAGGGCGGUGCAGCCGUGGUGCCUCAGAGUCGCGGCCUGGUCCCGCUCCCGGCCCCGCCGCCGCCGCCGCCAUGAACAUCCUUCCGAAGAAGUCGUGGCAUGUGCGGAACAAGGACAAUGUGGCGCGGGUGCGGCGGGACGAGGCGGCGGCCGAGGUGGAGCGGAGGAAACGGGACGCGCGAGCGCUGCGGGCGGAGCAGGAGGUGCGCACCGAGCUCCUGCGGAAGCGGGCGCGGGUCGGGGGUCGCAGCCCCUCGCCCCCGGCCCCCCCCGUGCUGUUCCCGCCCCCCGAGGAGGCCCCGAACCGCGAGCACGAGGCGGAAAAAAGGCGGGAACAGGAACGCCGGGAGCGGGCCCUGGGGGUCCUGACCUACCUGGGCCAGAGCGCGGCCGAGGCCCAGACCUGCCCCCCCUGGUACCUGCAGCCCCCCAAAAACGCUGGGGAGGGGUCCCGGGAGGUGCAGGGGGGACGCAAAGCCGUGCUGGACCCUCUCCAGGACAUGAGGAAGGGGCUGCACCGAGCCCCCAGCCCCAAAAAAUCCCCCCAGACUCGGCCACGGAGCCCCCCCAGAGCCCCCCCUGAGAGGGGCGGGGGAGGAGGAGGGCUGGCCGAGCUGCGGCGGCAGCGCCUGGCCCGGGAGGCGGCCGAGGCGGCGCGGAGCCGGGAGCUGCUCCGGGGGCUGCGGGACCCGCCCGGGACCCCCCGGGACCCCCGGGACCCCCGGGACCCCCGGGACCCCGAGCGGCAGCGGCGCUACAACAGCCAGUUCCACCCGGGGCUGGCGCGGGGGGGGAGCAAGCGCAGCUGAGAGCCAAAAAUCCAGCUGGGAGCCCCAAAAUUCACCUGGAACACCCCCCGGAAUUGGUAAUGGACUGUUCCAUCCAGGGCUGGCCCGAAUUUAACUGGGAGCCCCAAAAUUCACCUGGAACACCCCCGGAAUCGGUAAUGGACUGUUCCACCCGGGGCUGGCGCGGGGGGGGAGCAAGCGCAGCUGAGAGCCAAAAAUCCAGCUGGGAGCCCCCAAAAUUCAACUGGAG
Molecule: messenger RNA, 1040 nt
Organism: Onychostruthus taczanowskii (white-rumped snowfinch)
Lineage: Eukaryota; Metazoa; Chordata; Aves; Passeriformes; Passeridae
Gene: LENG1
Product: leukocyte receptor cluster member 1
Exons: 4
Coding region: 74-811 (245 amino acids)
Source: RefSeq, a predicted model, not a curated record